Molecule: messenger RNA, 1467 nt
Organism: Rotaria socialis
Lineage: Eukaryota; Metazoa; Rotifera; Eurotatoria; Philodinida; Philodinidae
Source: the annotation of a GenBank genome assembly
AUGGCAAACAACAGUGAACAUGCACAACAAUCGUAUCUUGGUCGGCAAACAAUAUCUAUGCCAACUUUUGCGAUUGAAGAAACUUCAGAGUUCAAUCGCCUUCGAAAUACGUCAAUCAACAUGCCACGUCGAUUAUCCACUGCUUCUCAGAGAACUAUACCAUACGGUGCUGAAUAUCGUAGUCAAGAACGGGUACCACCAUCGGGUGCUGACUUAAAACAACGAUUUUUUCUGAGUCCAGGCGAAAAUCAUGAUGGAUCUAUUCGUGACCGACGUUUUUCCAUCAUUUCAGAAGGUAAUUAUUCGUUAGACGACGAUGAUAACGGACGAUUAACGUUGAUUCAUGUGGAUCCUCGUGGAAGAAAACACUAUCAACGGCACCGUCAAAUCUUACGCAUUGUCGAGCCAAUUAUUGUCGCAUUGAUUUUACUUCCAGUUCUGGUUCUUUUCUGGGAAUGUGGAUGGAAUGUUGUUUGGAUUCUGCUAAAUACAGUAAAUACGCGUUCACUAACACGAGAAAUUCAUACCAUAUCCGAAGACGACUUUACUCAUUAUCCGAUACAUAUCUUGCUCAUUCCAUAUGCUAUAGUUCAAAUUCUUCUUCUUGUUUUGUAUCUUGGUCAAGAUUUAUUGUAUAGGUUUUUAAAGAGGCGGAAUUGUUUUAUUCGAUUAAUUCUUUUGAAAGUGCAUAUUCUUCUAUUAGCAUCAAUUUACAUAGUUCAAUGGGUGGUGAUAUGGACAGUUUGGGACCAGUAUACGCCUCAUGAAUGGUAUUUUGAGUUAGUUCUUUCAUUGACAUCACUUCUUGGAUUAAUUGUAUUGAUUGGACACUUGUCAGAUCUUGUUUGUGCACCAUUUCUCGUUAGUUAUGAUAGCAUCGAAUAUUGCAUACAGUUCGGUUGCCCAUUGCUUACUCGACAGAUGUCUUCGUGGAAAAUUAAUUUGAUAAAUUAUUUUUUAUAUGAAGUGAUAAUUUCGAAUAUAGCAAUUGUUACUUGGCGUGGUUUUUAUCAUUUUCUCGAUGAAUGUCUGUAUCCUGAUGAUAGUGACAAAUCAGCAUGGAUCUGUUUAUUAAUGGGCUACGUUCUAUAUUUUCCUUUGAUGUAUUUUCAAAACUAUCUUGAAUAUUUAAAUUUAAAAUUUGAAUUUUGGACGUUCAUUUCAAUUAAUUUUCCUCAACUCUAUCGUAAUGUACGUCACCUAUUGGCAUUUGUUUCGUGUGUCUUUCUUUGGCGUGGCAUUUGGCUUCUAUAUGAUUCAUAUAUAGCCAUCUUUGAAUCCGAAUUUCUUACAUAUUUAUUAUUAUAUUUGGUAGCAUUUUUAUUUUUGGCAUUAAUUCAAACAUCAUCAUCAGUCAACGGUCCCUUGAGCAAUAUGGAAGACGAAAAUCACUUUUUCCCACUCUAUCCAAAUUGCUAUGUUUCCACGGUCGUUCAAAAUUUUUCUCAUAAGAAAUGUUUCAACUGA